AUGACCAGACAGAACAGAGAGAUGACUGGUUGUGAGAAGGGAAGGCUUAAGAAACAGAUGAUGUCCAUGAAGGAGGUGGGCGAUGGCUUGCAGGAUCAGAUGAACUGCAUGAUGGGUGCCCUGCAAGAGCUGAAGCUCCUUCAGGUACAGACAGCACUGGAACAGCUGGACAUCUCCGGAGGGCGUCUGGAGAGCGCCCCACAGACACCACCCGAGCACCCUGCGUGGGAGGCUGGCAGAGCUCCUGCCAGACCCGAGGCCGGCUUCCCCUCCAGCCAGGCUUCUCUUGGCAGCAGCACCAAGUUCCUACCCAGUGCCAGUGUCUGUGGGAACAGCGCAGCACCCCUGCCCAAGAGGCAGCCACCGGAUCACCAGAGCUGUGGCCGGCAGGGGUCAGAGCAGCUGGAGCCUGAUGAUUGGACUUCCACCCUGAUGUCGCGGGGCCGCAAUCGCCAGCCUCUCGUGUUAGGGGACAAUGUUUUUGCAGACCUGGUGGGCAACUGGCUAGACUUGCCGGAAUUGGAGAAGUCUGGGGAGAAGGGCGAGACUCAGGAGGUGGGGGAACCCAGAGGAGACAAAAGCCAGCCCCGGGAACUGGGCCGCAAGUUUGCCCUCACUGCCAACAUCUUCCGGAAGUUCUUGCGCAGCGUGCGGCCGGACCGUGACCGGCUGCUGAAGGAGAAGCCGGGCUGGGUGACGCCUACAGCUGCCCGUUCCCAGAAGCUCAAGAAGCGGAGCCAUGCCAAGGGCUCCGGACACUGCUCCUUCCCAGGCUCCGGGGAGCCUGGAGGAGGGGACAGCACUUCCACAGCUUGCCCCAAAACCCUGGAAGCCUCGCCCUCAGGCUUUGAUAUUAACACGGCUGUCUGGGUCUGAA
Ochotona curzoniae (black-lipped pika) is the source of this 877-nucleotide messenger RNA. It is a transcript of the gene INKA2, whose product is annotated as inka box actin regulator 2. Gene Ontology annotation, cellular component: nucleus. Bases 1 to 876 code for a protein of 291 amino acids. Gene Ontology annotation, molecular function: protein kinase binding; protein serine/threonine kinase inhibitor activity. The transcript is spliced from 3 exons. The record is from RefSeq and is a predicted model, not a curated record. Lineage: Eukaryota; Metazoa; Chordata; Mammalia; Lagomorpha; Ochotonidae.